Messenger RNA from Acanthamoeba castellanii str. Neff, 381 nucleotides. Its product is annotated as Proteasome maturation factor UMP1. Gene Ontology annotation, biological process: proteasome assembly. The record is from RefSeq and is a predicted model, not a curated record. NCBI's taxonomy places the organism in Eukaryota, Discosea, Longamoebia, Acanthamoebidae. The coding region runs from base 1 to 381 and encodes 126 amino acids. Gene Ontology annotation, cellular component: cytoplasm; nucleus. The transcript has 4 exons.
AUGGCGACCUCUGUACCGAUUCUGCGUAGGGAAAUCAACCCGCUGCGUGAAGGCGCCACUGCCGUGACGGCCCAAUCCGAUGUUCCCAUCGUGCAUCCCCUUCAGGCUCGUGAGCUCAACUUCGCCAAGAACGAAGUGCAGUUCAAGAGAGUGGCCUUGCAGAACGUGUACGGUUCGCAUCUGUCCAUGAGGCUCCAGAUGGAGGAGAGCAUUCUGUCCAAUUUCCAGCGACUCCCCACCCUCAAGAGCGAAUUUGUGGGUUUGUCCACCAGCCUGGGACUUGACGAAGAGAUUGGCUUCAGCGACUUCCUCAGGGAUCCUUCGGCUCCCGAGUCUGCCAUCGAUCUGCACGAGGUGAUGGAGCACCGUCUUGGUUUGUAA